Molecule: messenger RNA, 1281 nt
Organism: Rotaria socialis
Lineage: Eukaryota; Metazoa; Rotifera; Eurotatoria; Philodinida; Philodinidae
Source: the annotation of a GenBank genome assembly
AUGUUUCCGUUCAACCAGUUCGUUGCAGCUCAAUACCGAUAUUCCAAAUUCGGACAUGGAGGUAUCAAUCAGCUCGGCGGAGUUUUUGUUAAUGGUCGACCCUUGCCUGAUCUUGUUCGUCAAUCAAUUGUUGAUCUAGCUAAACAAGGUGUACGACCAUGUGAUAUAAGUCGGCAAUUACGAGUAUCACAUGGAUGUGUAAGUAAAAUCCUUGGAAGGUUUCAUGAAACAGGUUCAAUUCGUCCCGGUAUUAUUGGUGGAAGUAAGCCGAAAGUUGCUACACCGAAAGUUGUCGAUGCUAUAAGUAGUUACAAAAGUCAAGCGCCAACAAUGUUUGCGUGGGAAAUUCGAGAACGUCUUAUUGCUGAUGGAAUAUGUGAUUCAGAUAAAGUACCAAGUGUUAGUUCUAUAAAUAGAAUUGUUCGUAAUCGUGGAAGUUCACAUGAUAGUUCAAAGACAAAUAAUCACAAUAGCAAUAAUAAUAAUUCGUCGCCAACAACAUCAAAUGAUACAAUUGGAACGCCAACGCCAACAACAGGAACGACAUCAUCGAUGGCUAUGAAUGGUACAGCAAGUAAUGAAGACGAUAGUAGAAGUCAUCAAACAGGUGUCUCAUCAUCGCCGAAUGGUUAUAGUAUUCAUAGUUUACUUAAUCAUUCACAAUAUAAUCUAUAUGCGAACGGUUAUUCAACAAAGCGUUCUCAGCAUCAUCACAGUCAUGGAUCUCGUAUGAGUCAUCAUCAUAUGGACAUGCAUGAUCAUAAACAUUUUUCGGCUGAGCAAAUCAAUUUUCUUGAUAAAUUUUUUAAAGAAAAUUCAUGGGCCGAAAAUGCACAAAUCGAAUCGAUUGCUAAAGCAACUGGCCUGACUGAAUCUAUCAUUAAAGUUUAUAUUGAUCAACGUCGUUCUAAAUGGAAUUCAAUGUAUCCAUCAAACAGUUAUCUUAAUUAUGGUACCAAUGAAUUUUCAAAUGAUCUAUCAACAUCAUCAUCGUCAUCAUUUCAUAAUGCCAAUCAACAUUUCAUUGGAAAUAAUUCAAUGAAAAAUGAUUUCGAUUUAUCAGCAACACAACCGAAUGAACUCUUUUGUUCGUCGUCAGCAUCUUAUCCAACACCAGCAGCAAAUUUCUCAAUACCAGCACAUGCUUCAGACUAUUAUUCUUCAAAUCCGUAUUCAACGGAUUGGCGUUAUUCAUCAUUUUCAAAUUUUAAUCGUGAUAUUCAUCAAUAUUAUCCUUCUUAUGUGUGCGAUUCAUCGCUCAAAUCCGAACCUAUUCAAUAA